AUGGCUACUGGGAUGUCUGUGGCUGUCAGUCCACCUCACCUCCACCUGUCUGUGACUGUCAAUCCACCUCACCUCCACCUGUCUGUGGCUGUCAGUCCACCUCACCUCCAUCUCCCUGUGACUGUCAGUCCACCUCACCUCCACCUGUCUGUGACUGUCAGUCCACCUCACCUCCAUCUCCCUGUGACUUUCAGUCCACCUCACCUCCAUCUCCCUGUGACUGUCAGUCCACCUCACCUCCACCUGUCUGUGACUGUCAGUCCACCUCACCUCCAUCUCCCUGUGACUGUCAGUCCACCUCACCUCCAUCUCCCUGUGACUGUCAGUCCACCUCACCUCCAUCUCCCUGUGACUGUCAGUCCACCUCACCUGUCUGUGACUGUCAGUCCACCCCACCUCCAUCUCCCUGUGACUGUCAGUCCACCUCACCUCCACCUGUCUGUGACUGUCAGUCCAUCUCACCUCCAUCUCCCUGUGACUGUCAAUCCACCUCACCUCCACCUGUCUGUGGCUGUCAGUCCACCUCACCUCCAUCUCCCUGUGACUGUCAGUCCACCUCACCUCCACCUGUCUGUAACUGUCAGUCCACCUCACCUCCACCUGUCUGUGGCUGUCAGUCCACCUCACCUCCACCUGUCUGCGGCUGUCAGUCCACCUCACCUCCAUCUCCCUGUGACUGUCAGUCCACCUCACCUCCACCUGUCUGUGGCUGUCAGUCCACCUCACCUCCACCUGUCUGUGGCUGUCAGUCCACCUCACCUCCACCUGUCUGCGGCUGUCAGUCCAUCUCACCUCCAUCUCCCUGUGACUGUCAGUCCACCUCACCUCCACCUGUCUGCGGCUGUCAGUCCACCUCACCUCCAUCUCCCUGUGACUGUCAGUCCACCUCACCUCCAUCUCCCUGUGACUGUAUGUGACUCUGUCCACCUCUUUUCUUUCUGUAUGUGA
Molecule: messenger RNA, 948 nt
Organism: Haliotis rufescens (red abalone)
Lineage: Eukaryota; Metazoa; Mollusca; Gastropoda; Lepetellida; Haliotidae
Product: early nodulin-75-like
Exons: 1
Coding region: 1-948 (315 amino acids)
Source: RefSeq, a predicted model, not a curated record